AUGGGAUCCACUCAAAGCAAAAAUCCAACCACUGGUCCUGAUGUGGUAUUAAAAAAACGACCUCUUCUCACUUCUGAAGAUAUUCCUUCUUUGCCGAUUGUUUCCCAUCGUAUAUACGCGCAUCUCGCCUUGCAUGUGUAUGAACAUCCAAAUACACCCAAACUCCCCACAGCUUGGACUGUUUUCUUAAGUGCGAAGGAUUUAAAUUUGGAUAAGGAGGGAUAUUUCGCAGUGGCUUAUGUCAAUCACGAACUCCGACAUUGUAUUAUUGCUCAACGUGGGACAACAAACGCAUUAGGUAUGCGAACAGGCGUUUGGACCUAUUUUGAUGAACGAACCAUUCAAUUUAGUUUAGCCCAACAAUUUUCAAAACAAGUACGUUCUUAUUUGGGUUUAACUUUAGGGGAAACACCAGAGUGGUUUGUGAGUUACACCGGUCAUAGUCUUGGGGCGGUUCUCGCGGCUUGCAGGGCAGUAGAGGAACAAACAUAUGCCAUUACAUUUGAAUCUCCAGGUUGUAAAACAUUUAUUGAAAAAACAAUGUCUCCUUUAAAGAUAGAAGAUGCGGAUAUUAUUACAUAUCUUCGAACACCUAAUCCAAUUAAUUCGCUUCGUCCUCAUUGUGGGUAUAUUGUACAAAUACCUUUUGAGUCAGGAGAUAAAAAUCCAUUACAACCACGCGUUGUAUCUUCAUCAAUGCUUCGUUUACCUUCUAUUCCUACUCCUCAAGAGUUUAUACGUGGUAAACUACCACGUGUUGUGGGAAUUCCAGAUAUUCAAUUAUAUGUUGGAAAGAUUGAACCUCUUCUUCGUGAAAUGUUAGAAGAUACACAACAAAUUCAUGCUAUGAUUGGAAUUUUUAAUCAUUUUAAAGAAAGUGAUGAACCUUCUAAUGAAACAGUUGUUUUGCGUUGGCCAUCCAAUAUAAUGCAAUUUUUAGAAUAUUAUAACGCAAAGAAAGCUUUAGAAGAUCCUCUAAAUCAACAAGUAAACAUUAGUGCCGCAUAUGAGUCUUUGGUUAGAGAUCUCUAUCUUACAGCAGAACGUCCAAAGAAUAGUUUACCUCUUCAUUUUUUAAAUAAACAUUCACUUAAACUACUUCGAUUAUGGUCUCGAGAUGAUUCGGUUUUAUUAGGGAAAAUUCCAUUAACUUUAAUGGACCGAAAAGUACUGAAUAAUACUACUAUUGAAGAUGGAUGUAUGUGUACCUCUGUACUUACUGCUUUUCAGACGAAACAAUAUCUCUCACUUCUUGUGUUUAGGCCAUCAAUAAGAAAAGUACUUGAUCAAUUAGUAUUCGAUCCUCUUUUAGAGAAUAGAAGCAAACUAUAA
Molecule: messenger RNA, 1332 nt
Organism: Trypanosoma theileri
Lineage: Eukaryota; Euglenozoa; Kinetoplastea; Trypanosomatida; Trypanosomatidae
Exons: 1
Coding region: 1-1332 (443 amino acids)
Source: RefSeq, a predicted model, not a curated record